Molecule: messenger RNA, 1192 nt
Organism: Rattus norvegicus (Norway rat)
Lineage: Eukaryota; Metazoa; Chordata; Mammalia; Rodentia; Muridae
Product: ral guanine nucleotide dissociation stimulator-like
Source: RefSeq, a predicted model, not a curated record
AGGCAACCCAUUGGUUAGAGGAAGGCCUGCAGGCUCACUUGGUAGAGACAGUAGAGAGGGCAGAAUGUUCUCUUGCUGUCUUCGGACUACUCGAGGCUCAAGCCUCAAGAAAGACAACAGGAGGGACCAUGAUGUUGUCUGGAGGCACAGACUUCAGUCUUGCCUUCAGUGCCUAUGGCCAUUUACUCAAAGGGGAAAUAAUUUGACCAAAGCCAACCACAGAAUGACUCACACAGACCUGGAUGAGAAGGUUUCUGCGCAAAAGAACCUGAUGGAGACCAGGACUGAGUCAUACAUCAGGGCACAGACUGUGGUUGAGCAGAUGAACACACUGGUGCCUUCUCUGGACAAAGGGUACCCAUUGGUUGACUUAGCUUUUCUAUCUACAUAUAAAAGUUCUGCCACACCCCUUCACAUAUUGGACCUGCUGUUUGUGAGGUACGCAUACUUCAGCCCUCAUUCUAAAGAGGAUGAACAAGUAAAGAACACCCUCUGUAGCUUCUUGGAAACAUGGAUCGACAAGAACCCUGAGGACUUUUGUGACCCAUCAGACUUGUUGCCUCUGAAAUACCUGAAGGCCUACUUGAGUGUAUACAUCCACUGUGAUCUUAGUGUCCGUGUCAAGAGGCUGCUGACACAGUUGGAGGAAGAACAUGCCAAGGAUUCCCAGGCCGAAGAUGAGGAAGACUCAGAUCUGGGGAGACACACAUCUUCAGAACCACAGAUUGAAUGGGUUUAAACCAACAGGGAAAAGAGACAUUCUGGAGGCUGAACCAACUUGUGCACCAGAGCUGGAGGGCAGAGAACCCUCUAGAAGUUUCUGUGACACAAGAGACUUUGUAACCAGAUGUGUCAGCAGCUGCCCAGACAGCACACAUGAUAGCAGCUGUGGAACCUGUGUCUCAGUCUGUCUGUAGAUGCAAUGUAUCUUUCAGUCAUUUCCUGCUUGUUACAGUGGGCCUACCUAUUUAGAGAAUGGCCCUGUCAGCUGUGGUCAUCAAUUGGUAUCCAUCUUAUAUCUGAUCUGUGGCCCCUUUGCCUCAUGAUCAGCUGCUGAUUUCAAUCCAGCAGCAGUUCCAACCCCACAAGCCAGCCUUCCCCUCCCCUGAGAAAGAGCCCUUUUAUUCCUUCUGAUAUUUCAAUAUUGUGUUUAUUUUAAGUAUUAGUUUAAUAAAUUGUUAGUAUUUGUUUA